AUGACGCUGAAGAAAUGGGACGCAAAUCCUUCAACCUUAGAAUCUGUGUUAGAAGAACUGAAAUCAGACGAAUCAAACCGUAACAAGAUCAAUUUCAUUCUCUUCCUCGCAAACGAUGAUCCUACCACCAAUCGAAGCUGGUGUCCAGAUUGUGUUAGAGCUGAACCUGUGAUAUACAAGAAUCUAGAGGAAUCGGCGGAGGAAGUGAAUCUUAUUAGGGCUUACGCCGGAGAUAGGCCGACCUGGAGGAAUCCGGUUCAUCCGUGGAGAGUUGAUCCUCGGUUUAAGCUAACCGGAGUACCAACACUUGUUCGCUGGGAUGGAGAUUGUGUUAAGGGUCGUCUUGAGGACCAUCAAGCUCAUGUUGCUCAUUUGAUUGUCCCUCUUCUUGUAUCUUCAGUUUCUGGUGUGCCAACCACUUGA
Molecule: messenger RNA, 423 nt
Organism: Thlaspi arvense
Lineage: Eukaryota; Viridiplantae; Streptophyta; Magnoliopsida; Brassicales; Brassicaceae
Source: the annotation of a GenBank genome assembly